Molecule: messenger RNA, 1415 nt
Organism: Arvicanthis niloticus (Nile rat)
Lineage: Eukaryota; Metazoa; Chordata; Mammalia; Rodentia; Muridae
Gene: Enpp6
Product: ectonucleotide pyrophosphatase/phosphodiesterase 6
Biological process (GO): choline metabolic process; lipid metabolic process
Cellular component (GO): plasma membrane
Molecular function (GO): glycerophosphodiester phosphodiesterase activity
Source: RefSeq, a predicted model, not a curated record
ACAGCACGGCUGUGCCAGCUUGUCCUGGCAGGCUCCUGCAGCAUGGCAGUAAAGCUCUGGACCUUCCUGCUGGGGUUUGGGCUCAGCUGGGUUUGGCCAGCUUCUGCCCACCGGAAACUCCUGCUAUUGCUCCUGGAUGGUUUCCGCUCAGACUACAUCAGUGAGGAUGCCCUGGCAUCCUUGCCUGGUUUCAGAGAAAUUGUGAGCAGAGGAGUCAAAGUGGAUUAUUUGACUCCAGACUUCCCCAGCCUCUCCUAUCCCAAUUACUACACCCUCAUGACCGGCCGACACUGCGAGGUCCACCAGAUGAUCGGCAACUACAUGUGGGAUCCCAGAACCAACAAGUCAUUCGACAUCGGGGUCAACCGAGACAGCUUGCUGCCCCUCUGGUGGAACGGGUCGGAACCGUUGUGGGUCACUCUGAUGAAAGCCAGGAGGAAGGUCUACAUGUAUUACUGGCCAGGCUGUGAAGUUGAGAUUCUUGGUGUCAGACCAACUUACUGCCUAGAAUAUAAAAACGUCCCAACGGAUAUCAACUUUGCGAAUGCAGUUAGCGAUGCUCUUGACUCAUUAAAGAGUGGCCGAGCGGAUCUAGCAGCCAUAUACCACGAGCGCAUCGACGUCGAAGGCCACCACUAUGGCCCCUCAUCACCUCAGAGAAAAGAUGCCCUCAAAGCUGUGGACACUGUCCUGAAGUAUAUGAUCAAGUGGAUUCAGGAACGAGGCCUGCAGGAUGAUAUAAACGUCCUCAUUUUCUCAGACCAUGGGAUGACUGACAUCUUCUGGAUGGAUAAAGUAAUCGAGCUGAGCAACUACAUCAGCCUGGAUGACCUGCAGCAAGUGAAAGACCGAGGGCCCGUCGUGAGCCUGUGGCCGGCCCCAGAAAAACACUCCGAGAUAUAUCAUAAACUCCGCACAGUGGAGCACAUGACUGUGUAUGAGAAAGAAGCAAUACCCAACAGGUUCUAUUACAAGAAAGGGAAAUUUGUCUCUCCUUUGACCUUGGUGGCUGAUGAAGGAUGGUUCAUCGCAGAGAGUCGAGAGAUGCUUCCAUUUUGGAUGAACAGCACUGGCAAGCGUGAAGGCUGGCAGCGCGGAUGGCACGGAUACGACAACGAGCUCAUGGACAUGAGAGGAAUCUUCCUGGCCAUCGGACCUGAUUUCAAGUCCAACUUCAGAGCUGCUCCAAUCAGAUCUGUGGAUGUCUAUAACAUCAUGUGCAGUGUCUCGGGCAUCACCCCACUACCCAAUAACGGGUCCUGGUCCAGGGUGGUAUGCAUGCUGAAGGGCCAGACCAGCUCGGCUCCAUCCAUCCCGCUGAAUGCACUGGUCUUGAUUCUCCUCUUAUACUUUGUCUAGCUCACUCUAUGGCUCAUUCCAAAGCACUGUUGCAGUAAAGUCUGCCUCCAACAUGG